Strongylocentrotus purpuratus (purple sea urchin) is the source of this 5413-nucleotide messenger RNA. RefSeq lists its product as uncharacterized. NCBI's taxonomy places the organism in Eukaryota, Metazoa, Echinodermata, Echinoidea, Camarodonta, Strongylocentrotidae. The record is from RefSeq and is a predicted model, not a curated record. Bases 161 to 3502 code for a protein of 1113 amino acids. The transcript has 10 exons. Gene Ontology annotation, molecular function: protein kinase activity; ATP binding. Gene Ontology annotation, biological process: protein phosphorylation.
CUCUCAUUCGCCCAUCAGAACAAAUUCACUAUCAGUGGGAUAUACAAUGUCACACAUCCUUCUUUUCUACCUCUGCAUACAUUUUGGAGAAUAGGACCAGUCAUUACAAAGUGCUGUGGAUCAUCUCUCGCAGUGAUGUAAACAAGACUCAACAUCAGCGAUGUCGAAAUGGCUUGGCUCUAGUUCACAAGAUGAGACGAACAAAACAGAGCUAUCUAACAGAAAUGCUCUGAGCUCCAAGUUAUCCGACUUUGGAGUACCAAACUCCUCUAUAAAUAGGUUCCUGGAAACAUGUGACGCUUCACACCUCUUUAGUUAUUUUCAAGAGCCAGAGAGUAAACGUCUGUUAAUGGAAUUGCUUUCUUUGGCAUCAACUCCUCCAUCAACGGAGCUAGGUGAUCAGGAACAAGUAGCUAUACCAAGCCGUGCGCAGUCUGUUCAUGAGACCAAUCGAAAAUCAAACAACCUAAUCAUGGAAUGCAGUGAACAGCUAAGGCUCCAUUACAUGGAUUGCAGCAACAUCUUGAAAGUAGCUCUCCGUCCUUCAACAAAAGACAAGAUUCAUAAUGUGGAAGACCUGCAUGUCCCAGUGGCUCUUAAGAAGAGCGAGAUAUCCCCAGAUCUCCCACAGAUGGCGGAAAUACAGGCGAUCGAUUUCUUCAAGGAGCCCAACUUUAAAAAGAAGAGAAUUCUCAUGUUUGGUCCACAUGGUGUCGGGAAGACGACAGAAAUCAAGAUGUGGCUCUAUAACUGGUGUCGCAAAAUAAGUGGUCCUCUGAUGGCUUUUCCUCUUGUUUUCUAUAUCGACGGAGCAAAGUUGGGGCAAGGGACCAAUCUAGGAGAAGCAGUCACUAAUCAAUGUUUGCCAGGCGAAUCCGCUUUCAAACCUGAGGAUAUUGAGAGUAUGUGCCAAGACUGCAAAGAUGAGAUACUUGUAAUUCUUGACAACUAUCCUAAAUGGAAACCGACGGAUCGACUUAAAAGCUCCCUUGAAGCCAUGGUUCUAAUGCGCAAAUUUCCGCAUCUUACUCUUUUGGUUGCCACCACAUCAGGCGGGCUUGGUCAUUUUCGUGAAGUUUACGGAAUCUACGACCAUGUACAGGUAGAAGGAAUAAGUGAAAGGUCAGUCAGCACCUACAUUUCCAAUGUGUUCAAGAACAGAAGGGAAUUUGGAUCAAAGGUUGAGGAGUACCUUCGUAACACCGAACAAGUUCACAACAUGGCCGCGUCUCCAGUGCUCCUUAGCAUCAUGUGCCAAAUUGUGAAAUUCUGCGCUAACCCGACAUUGCUUGGUGACCUGAAAACUGUUUCAGCACUUAUGGACAGGUUUAUCGAUUGCAUCAUUAUGAGACACGCAGAAGACGGUGAUUCCAACAUCACGAUGGAAAAAUCGGGAGCUGACGGUCCAGAUACCGGCGCAGAUGAGACUUCGGCCAUGUCGGCACUAUCAUUAAGAUCUAGAGUACAGACAAGAUCUGCAAGGCCAACCACGCUGAGAAGCCAAUCAGGUUGUCAGGAAACAUCACUCUCCAAAAACGAAACCAUAAAGCAGCUGUCGGCCGUGGCAUUCAGUUGCUAUCUGAAGGGAGAUGAUGAAGAAGAACGACACUUGAGUGAAGGCGACUUUCAUGACGUGUGUGGAGAGUUGAAAACCGAAGUGAUCGAGGAAGGGUGUCGUCUAGGACUCCUGGUGAAAUCCUCCAUCGAUGAAUUCAUUCCUUCAUCUCAAAAGGCAGUGGAAGGGAAGGUCAUCGGGUUUCUCAGUCCAUUAUUUCAACAGAGGCUCGGUGCUAAACACUUCGCGAAACUCCUCCAGGGAAACCAUGAAGAAAAGCAGAUGUUUCGUAAUAGCCUUACGAGGAUAGGUUCUAUUGAGAAUGCGCUUUCACUCCGAAGUCUUUUGUCAUUUGCUUGUGGAGAGUCCAUGAAGACGGCCAGAUCCAUCAUAGGACAUGUAGUUGACCUAACUUUAGCCUAUGCGGGAGAUAUGUAUCCCGAUCCAAGACCAGACGAAGAAGUCCUUGGGCAAGCCCAUGUACAGUACCAUGACAUGAUUAAGUUCAUACUUGACCUGAACUAUGAAGCAAGAAGUGAUGGUCGUCUUAAUGACAUUCUUUGUCCAUUAGUCACCCAGCUCCGUAUCCUGUCGCCAUCGGUUAUCAUGACCAGAUCUCUUGCCUAUCUCCUGGAACACGUUGCUACUCCGAAUACACCCAAACUUGACGAGGUUGACAUAGAAGUUUUUGACGUUCCACCCGAGAUACAGGACAACCUCCCACAUCACAAGAGUAUCAUCUACAAGUAUGAGGAAGAUGCUCCUGUUUCGAUUGAGAGGGGUGCCUUCGGAGAUGCAUCCGCUGGUGGUGCUGCUAGUCUGUCCCCAUCAUCUUUGAUGUCAACCACCAAGAGGAGGCUGAGCAUCAAAGUCAACCAGGAGAGAACGAAAGGAAACAAACGUUGUACUUUGGCACCAACGUUCCCACCACCAUCAAUACAAGUUGUUGAAGAAGACAGAGCAUUUCCUUUUCGCGGCAGCGUCACCUCGUCUCCGGCACAACCUGGCAGACACCACAGGGCACAAACAUCUAAUGUGUGUCGACCUGUCCCUAAAAGAGAAAUUGCAGAAAUCGUCGAUCUUUCACAAUACUCAAUAGACAAGUCAAAAUGCAUUUCAUUUGGAGGAUAUGGAGAAGUUUACGAGGGCAAAUGGAAAGGCAAGAGAGUGGCCGUGAAACGUGUGGAGAAGGUUGAAGAAUCCGAUACUUCGUCGCUUGAAAGGGAGAUUAAAAUAAAUGCGUGGGUGAAACACCCCAACAUCGUAGUGCUCCACGCGUUCUCAAAAUUUCAACCAGGGAUGACGAGUCAUCUUUGCUUCGACCUCAUCAUGGAUUUGAUUGAUGGUUUUACUCUGAACGACGCUGUGUUCGUAACAAAAUUGGAGAACCUGCAAACUGAUCGCGGGAAACUGACUACUGCUAUGAAGGUGUCAGAUGCAAUCGCCCACAUUCACUCCAUAGGAUUAACUCAUUCGGACAUUAAACCUGACAAUAUUCUGAUCAGAAUAUCGGACAACGAACCAUUCGUCUGUGACCUAGGAUUGGGCCAUGCAGUCACUCUUUCGAAGAAUACAUCAUCGGGAAAGCGGAAUCCAAUACUUAAGUGGGCCCCUCCCGAGUCAUUCAAGAGACACGACGUGGUGACAUAUGAAAGAGACGUAUGGUCCCUGGCGUGUGUUCUUCUGGAAAUGUUCACUGGGCAUCGUCUUUGGGAAGACAUCGCAAGCCAUGGGAUGGGUGACGAGCAUGAUGAAGAGCUCUCAAUUUACGAAAUCCUACACCGGUUUACUGGUGACAAUGUCACACCUGACAUCAUCUCCCGCGUUGACAACACAGCCGUACGUGGUGCUCUCCAAAGUUGCUUCACGAAAAAUCCACAGGAGCGGCCAUCCGCCAAGAAGCUCACCGAGAUUUUCAAAGGAGCCUUGUCGUCGGUCAACGAGUAGCCGAUCUUACCAACGAACUUGAACUUGAAAUUGUCCGAUGAGAACAGCGCUGUACAUAUAAACCACCUUCCCCAAGAUCGUAAAAUUAAUCGGCGACAUUUUGAUCAUUUGGUUUCUUCAAUGACUUCUUUUGAGUGGGGGAAUGACCCGAUUGUCAUUGUUGCUGAUGUUGGUGGUGGUGGAGAUGUCAUUGUAUUGUUGUUGAAUAUGUGGGGUCUGUGUAUUCAUGUGGUGAUAAAUUCGCUAUACUAUAAUUUGAACUUGAGUGUAUGUAAUUCACGAGUCCAUGAACAUUAAACGUUGCCCCCUGAUGAACUUCUUUUUUUAACAGAUCAUUGUUGUUAAUACAUUAAUCAAAUUGGUAAUGACAUGCGCUGUAUAGAACAGAGUGCUAUAUACAACACACAAAAAUCCGACUACUCAACAUUAAUCAAACGUCAUAAUCUAAUAUUUUCACUCUGUUAGUUGAAAUUCUGUGUACGUUUGUAUGUUCAAUACCAUCAUAUCAAAUUGAUUUAUAUCUAAUUAUUCCCCCUUCUAUAUAGACGUUUUAAGUUGCCUCAUACAAUCUGAGCAUAUACAGCGUUGAUCACAUUUAUUUCUUUGAUUGAUAUUAUAACCUUCAAAAUCAUACGUCUUUAUUUCUCUUUUGUUUUAGUCACCAUUUCCCCCUUUUGAUUUCUCUUCCUUUUUUUUGGAUUUAAUGACCUUAUAUAUCAUUGUUCUUGCGAUACAUGGAGAUGUUUAUUGAUAGAUUUAUAUGACUGUAUCCUCUGUUACAACUAUAAACAUGUACAUUAUGUUUUCUAUAUGGUAUGUUUAGUUAUAAUAGUUACCAUGUUCAUCAAUCAUUAUGUUCAAUUAUGUUAUAUUUGAUAAAGUGAAAUAAAUAAACUUAAAACUUGAAACAAUAAUGAGCCUUUCUAUUGUGCUUCCAAAGUUUCUUAUACCUGAAAUGAAUUCCUUUGUAAAUGGUAUAUAGUACUUGAAUUAUCAAUUUUAUAACUUAAUAAUUUUUGGGACCAUAUACAUGGACAUUUUUAUACCUGAAAUUAAGUCCUUUGUAGUUGUCAAAAAGUACUUGAAUUAUCAAUCUUAUAACUUGAUAAUUCUUUCGAUCAUAUUUAUGGAAAUUUUUAUACCUGAAAUUAAGUCCUUUGUAAAUGUUUAAUAGUACUUAUAUUAUCAAUCGUACAACUUCAUAAUUCUUGGGAUCAUAUAUAUGGAAAUGUUUAUACCUGAAAUUAAGUCCAUUGUAAAUGUUUUAUAGUACUUGAAUUAUCAAUCUUGUAACCUGAUAGUUCUUUGGAUCAUCGACCUGUCAGGCCUUAGUAGGCUUUUACUGAUGGUCCCUUUUGUUCUUCUUACGUUAUAUGAAUUCAGUUAGUAUACGCUGUAUUUUACCUUGAUAUUCUUUGUAUAUAUUGACAUUGUAAGGUACGAUUAAGAUUUGUGAGGUAAAACUCUUUAUCUAAUGAUCUCCUACCUUGCAUCUAAAUAAUAUCUUACUUGUAAUAAUGACUUGAUUAGAUAUCCUUUGUUUUCCGACGCUAUUUUAAUCUGUAUUUCAACAUACUAGUUUCACUUAAAUAACUCAACUUAUUAACUCACACCAAUAUACAUAUAUUCAUGAAUUACAUAAUGGUUUAAAUAAUUACAUAGCAUUGCAUUAAUCAGUAACGAAGUAUGUUUUCUUCUUCUGAAAUGCUUUUUUAGUCGUAAAGUUGUAUUUUAUAAUACCAGUCUUCAUAAUAAACUAAGGUACAAUUAAGAUUUGUGAUUAGAAAGUGCAAUUAAUUCGUUUUUAUGCCUACACUUAUAUUUCUCACUUCAAUUAUAUAAUAUGUAUAUACAGUGUAUAUGAUAUUUUACCCAACUAGACGAAUUUGUAGUUAGGUACCUAUUUUUUCA